Molecule: messenger RNA, 4680 nt
Organism: Ictidomys tridecemlineatus (thirteen-lined ground squirrel)
Lineage: Eukaryota; Metazoa; Chordata; Mammalia; Rodentia; Sciuridae
Gene: Sugt1
Product: SGT1 assembly cochaperone of MIS12 kinetochore complex
Molecular function (GO): protein-folding chaperone binding
Source: RefSeq, a predicted model, not a curated record
CCAUGAUGAGAACUUCAGUGAAAAUAUGUCAGUGCAGUUUGUGUUAUUAACAGACAGGCAUACGCUGCAAUCGCCAAGAGUUCAUGAGGGAUAACAGUGCGUUACAAAAGUGCUUCUGAAAGACUAUUCCGGAAGGCUCUCUUAGAGUGCUGGCGGGGUUUGGGCGAACAUGGAGGAAGAAAGGGCAAAUGAGUGUGCUGGCGGCUUCCGUAACCAUGGCUUCCAGGGAGAGGGGAGGGACUGUCAGAGCCGGUCACGGGACCCCAAACACGGCGGCGACAACCGGUCCUCCACUUUCCCAGCUGGCUCUGCGCCUGCUGGUCGCCUCCCCUCCCCCAGUCGCACGCUGCGUGCCUGCUCGUUGGCUACUUAGGACGGAAGCUCGGUUGGUGUUUCUCCAGAAGUUUCCCCUGUGGGCGGCGGCGGUCCUGGUAACUGCGGUAGUACCAGCUCCCCCGGUAGCGACAGUGGCUGUUAGGGAUGGCGGCGGCCGCAGCAGAACCUGCAACACCUCAGCGGUUUUUCCAGUGCUUUUCAGAUGCUUUGAUCGAAGAGGAUCCCCAGGCGGCGUUAGAGAUGCUGUUGCUGAUGUAAAAAGGUCCCUUGAACUCAAUCCAAAUAAUUCCACUGCUAUAAUGAGAAAAGGGAUAUGUGAAUACCAUGAAAAAAACUAUGCUUCUGCUCUAGAAACUUUUACAGAAGGACAGAAAUUAGAUAGUGCAGGUGCUAAUUUCAUUGCCUGGAUUAAAAGGUGUCAAGAAGCUCUGAAUGGGUCAGAAUCUGAGGUGUCUGCAUCCCAGCGGACUCAGUCAAAAAUCAAGUAUGAUUGGUAUCAAACAGAAUCUCAAGUAAUCAUUACACUUAUGAUCAAGAAUGUUCAGAAGAAUGACGUAAAUGUGGAAUUUUCAGAAAAAGAGUUGUCUGCUUUGGUGAAACUUCCUUCUGGAGAAGAUUACAAUUUGAAACUGAGAUUGCUUCAUCCUAUAAUACCAGAACAGAGUACGUUUAAAGUACUUACAACAAAGAUUGAAAUUAAAAUGAAAAAGCCAGAGGCUGUGAGAUGGGAAAAGCUAGAGGGGCAAGGAGAUGUCCCUACUUCAAAACAGUUCAUAGCAGAUGUAAAGAACCUAUAUCCAUCUUCAUCUCAUUAUACAAGAAAUUGGGAUAAAUUGGUUGGUGAGAUCAAAGAAGAAGAAAAGAAUGAGAAGUUGGAGGGAGAUGCAGCUUUAAACAAACUAUUUCAGCAGAUCUAUUCAGAUGGUUCUGAUGAAGUGAAACGUGCCAUGAAUAAAUCAUUUAUGGAGUCUGGUGGUACAGUUUUGAGUACCAACUGGUCUGAUGUAGGUAAAAGGAAAGUUGAAAUCAAUCCUCCUGAUGAUAUGGAAUGGAAAAAGUACUAAAUAAAUUAAUUUGCUAUCAUUGUAUUGCAUAUACUCACCUAAUGCCCAUUGUGUAUUGGUGUUGCAUUCUUGAAUUUUGAACACUGAAUAUCAUUUUGAAAGAUUAUACCUCUUUACCUCUUUGUGCUUUAGAAAUUAUUUUCCUUCAAGUAUUCUAAGAGUCUAAUGAAGAAUGAAGAUCACAUUUUUAUCACUUCUGUCCUUAAGGAUUUCAAACUUGCUGAAAAACUGAAUUUGCUACUAGAUAGAUUAGUUCUGUCUAGUUGUGAGGGUGAAGAAAUCUUUAAUGGCAUAUCUUGGAUUAUUGCCUUAUUUUUGAUGCAGUAUUCUGUUAAUAGUUUAUUAAACCUGGCAACUUUGGUUUAGCAUAAAUUUUUCAAAUUCAGUGUUAUAUCGUGUUUGCUUUUAAAAACUGCUUUUGGAGUUGUAAAUACAAUUUUUCUAUGAAAGUUUGGUUUAUUUACCUUAAGUUUUUAAUGAGUCCUAUGAGAAAUUAUUUAUCAUAGGAAAUUCCCAUUUAAUUAUUUUUAUGGGAAGUAUUUGUAAUUGCACUGAGAUUUUGGUCCUACCUUCCAAAUUCCUGUAUAAAAAAACAUAGAUCCUUGAAUUUAACACACAGCAAAUUUAACUAUAGUUAGGAUAGUCUGUGAAGCCAAGGUAAAGAAAGAUCUAGAAAAGCCCAGCUUCUCUUUUUUGUUGCCUUUACCACAGUGGUAUUCUUGAAGCUAUAGCAGUAAUGGAGUUUUUUAUUUUUAUUAUGUUUUUUCUUUACUAGAAAAUCUCUGUUCUGGAAUCCAUACUUGUUUCAGUGGUAUUAGUUAUUUACUUUAAAGUAAAUUAAUGUGUAUAUGUUGAGUAUUUACUCUGUGCCUAAAAACUAUAGAUACCAUGGGAAUACAAAAACUAAAAGACAUGAUCAUUAAUUUCAGAGUUUAUAAUGUAAUGGAGAAAAAGAAAGUGAACAUUGAUGAAAUAAUUAUAGAAUGCUUACUGAGCUCAUUGUAAAUGUAGAUGGGAAAAAUUGUUCUGUGAUUAAAAUCCUUUAGUCUAAGCUCUUUUAUAAGGUGUAGGUCAUGGAUGACUUGUAAAUCUCAUGUUAUAUUUUCACCAUAAUAUUUUUAGCCUUUAUGCCCUAGAGGUUGAUCUCUGCUGCGUUAGGUGUCACUGACAUUUUUGUGGCAAGACACUGCCUAGAACUGAGAGUAGGAUGAAUGAGAAGCAAAUUGGCCAUCAUUUCAGCCUAAGAGUAGAUAUUCAGCUUCUUCCUUCUACGCCUUUAUGUGAGAUGUAGGAGAGUUCAUAAGAAAAGUGAAGGUAGCGUGAUCCUAGAUAAUGUUCAAACCUGUUGUUAAAACUUGUUAAAGCAUGUUGCAGUUAUUGCUUUUCCUUCUACCCUACAAGCUACUUUUUUAUGUUCUCUGAGUAUGCCUGUUAGCUAGAUUUGUUUAAUAUUGGCAGGAUUCAGUAUUUUGCUGGUCUUAAUGGAAUUCCUAAUAUAUAUGAGAUUGAAAGCAUUAUAAAAUGCAUGUGAUCUAAAUAUGUUAGAUUUGUAAAUCAAGGUAGUUUUGAGAGAAGUAGGCCAAACUGCUGUGCAAAAAAGUACUACUGUGGUUCUGCUAUUAUUUCACCCUUCUAGAUAAUGGAAAUUUGUAAGCUCACAGAAAGUUUUAAAACAUUCUGAUUAAGAGCCUCUUACUGUAUUCUUACUCUCUACUAAUCUCAAAGUACCUGUUAUUAAUUGGUCUCAUUUUCUUUCUAGAUUCUCAUUUUCAUUUUUCAAGUUUUGGUUCUCAAUCUUCUAAAUUGUUCCUUCAGAAUGUACUUUUUUCUGCAUUAGUGUUUCUUUUCCUCUUUUUAAGGUUUAAUUCUGGAAUGUAUUUUUUUUUCCUUAAUCAUAAAGACUUCAUCUGUUCUGAUUUCUAUCAUAAUUUGCACCUUGAUGAGUUUCCAGAAUUUCUCUGUCUUUAAAGACUUUUUUUUUUGUCUUCAAAGACUUUUAAAUGAGAUACUCUGCUUCUUUGAACUCUGCUAUGUAGUGAUCACUUUGAAUGGCCAUACAGUAGGUUCAAAACAAGGUCAAUUUUGACAGUUUCUUGUCUGUCCUAAUACCCAUUCAGAGUUGGUUGCCAACUAACUAGUUUGACACGUUGACACUUUCUGGUCAUUUUUUCAAGAUAUGUUUUCUGUCUUUUUGUGUAAUGGAGAGAGAGGAUGGUUUGCAUUAAUAACUACAAUUAUUUUUCCUUUUAAGUGUGUGUGCUUGGGUAGGUAAAUGAGUGUGUGUAUUGCUGAGGAUAAUAGGCCUUUACACGUGCCGUGCAAGCACUCUACCACUAAGCCACAUUCCCAGCCCCACUACAAUUAUUAUUAUUAUUAGGUACUAGGUAUUAGACUCAGGGCACUCAACCACUGAGUCACAUCCCUAGCCCUUUUUGUAUUUUAUUUAGAGACAGGGUCUCACUUAGUUGCUUAGGGCCUUGCUAAAUUGCUGAGUCUGCCUUUGAAUUCCUUAGCUUCCUGAGCUGCUGGGAUUACAGGUGUGCGCCACUGUUCCUGGCCUUGGUCUUUUAUAUUCCCUUAUUUAUAUGUGGUGCUGAGAAUUGAAUCUAGUGCCUCACACAUGCUAGGCAAGUGCUCUACCACUGAGCCACAACCUCAGCCCUACAAUUAUUUUUAACACUUUUGUUUAUUUUAGACUUACUAUAAUCACUAAUUGCAGAACAUUGAAGCAUUAUUGUUAAUGUAUCCCUAUGCUUGGAAAAGCUUUGUAUUUUCUUGGUGGUCUAACUUAUAGAAGACAAAAAUAAUGGAACUGUCCUAUGUAAAUUUCUAGAUGAAUUCAAAUAAACAUUUAUUAAAAUGAGGUGUAUCGGCAUGUCAUAAGUAAUUUAGAGAGAAAUUUUAAUUCAGUAUUUGGAUGUUGUUUUUUUUCCUCCCAUUUAAUUCCAUAUCAACUGAGGUAAUUGAUCUCUGAGGUAGUCUCAAUGACCCAGAGCAAAAUUGCAUAUUAAUUUACCAUCUGAUCAGCCUAAUACACUUAUAAUCCCUCUGGGAUCUGCUUUGUCCAGAUUUGUUUGUAUCUAUUACUAACACUUCCAAAAAUAAUUAGAAAAUUCCUGGGUUGGGUUUAUUUUUGUUAAAUAUUAGAGCCACUUAUACUUUGUAACCAGCUCUAAACUUGAAGCUAUGUAGUCUUAAGUAAGAGGAAUCAUCCACAUUGACCUGGUUUCCUUUGUCUCCAAUUGUGUAUUUUCUUAAUAAAAAGAUUGUUUUCCAUUAA